Molecule: messenger RNA, 927 nt
Organism: Dama dama (fallow deer)
Lineage: Eukaryota; Metazoa; Chordata; Mammalia; Artiodactyla; Cervidae
Exons: 1
Coding region: 1-927 (308 amino acids)
Source: RefSeq, a predicted model, not a curated record
AUGCUUAAUAAUAUACCAGGCCCUGUGCUAGUCAUCUUGAAACCAUCAUCUCAUGUCCACAGCCUGGGAAGACGGGCCACUCCACCCUCCCGCGGAGCCUCAGCCAGCCUUCCCUCCCAGUUCGCGCUCCAGCAGCAUCAGCUGCACUGCGAGGACCGCACCCCACACCCUGCUCCCCCACGCCCCGCCCUGCUCCCCCACGCCCCGACCUCCUGCCCCAUGCCCCGCCCUGCUCCCCCACGUCCCGCCCUGCUCCCCCCACGCCCCGCCCUGCUCCCCACGCCCCGCCCUGCUCCCCCCACGCAGCCCUGCUCCCCCCACGCCCCGCCCUGCUCCCCCCACGCCCCGCCCUCCUGCCCCCACGCCCCGCCCUCCUGCCCCACGCCCCGCCCUCCUGCCCCACACCCCGCCCUCCUGCCCCACACCCCGCCCUGCUCCCCCCACGCCCCGCCCUGCUCCCCCACGCCCCGCCCUGCUCCCCACGCCCCGCCCUGCUCCCCCCACGCAGCCCUGCUCCCCCCACGCAGCCCUGCUCCCCCCACGCCCCGCCCUGCUCCCCACGCCCCGCCCUGCUUCCCCCACACAGCCCUGCUCCCCCCACGCCCCGCCCUGCUCCCCACGCCCCGCCCUGCUCCCCCCACGCCCCGCCCUCCUGCCCCCACGCCCCGCCCUCCUGCCCCCACGCCCCGCCCUCCUGCCCCACGCCCCGCCCUCCUGCCCCCACGCCCCACCCUCCUGCCCCACGCCCCGCCCUGCUCCCCCCACGCCCCGCCCUGCUCCCCCCACGCCCCGCCCUGCUCCCCACGCCCCGCCCUGCUCCCCCACGCAGCCCUGCUGAGCCGCCCACCCUGCCUCCUUUCCAAUGUUCUCUCCACAACACUGGUCGCUCUGGCACUGUUCUGUUCCUUCCAACGUCCACUCAGAUAA